Erythranthe guttata (spotted monkey flower) is the source of this 1920-nucleotide messenger RNA. RefSeq names its product protein MICRORCHIDIA 7-like. Gene Ontology annotation, cellular component: nucleus. NCBI's taxonomy places the organism in Eukaryota, Viridiplantae, Streptophyta, Magnoliopsida, Lamiales, Phrymaceae. Gene Ontology annotation, molecular function: ATP hydrolysis activity. The record is from RefSeq and is a predicted model, not a curated record.
AUAUAUAUAUAUUCAUUAAAUUAAUUUAGGUGUGUAAUGGAGCUACCUAUGUCAAUGUUGAUAUGGUUAUGAAAGCCAAUACUAAGAUGUUGGUUGUUCAAGAUAACGGUGGCGGCAUGACUCCGGAUAAGAUGCGGCAGUGCAUGUCGCUCGGGUAUUCUGCAAAAAGCAAGAUGGCAAACACUAUUGGUCAAUAUGGAAAUGGUUUCAAGACUAGUAGCAUGAGGCUCGGAGCAGACGUGAUUGUUUUCUCGCGCUGUCGGGGCAAGUACGGGCUAAGCACAACACAAAGCAUCGGAUUGCUGUCGUUUACGUUCUUGCAGAAUACCGGGAAGGAAGAUAUAAUAGUUCCGAUUGUCGAUUAUGAGAAAACGGGAGAAACAUGGAACAAGCGUUUGAAAUCAUCCGACGAAUGCUGGCAAAGAAAUCUUGAAACCGUCGUGCAAUGGUCUCCGUAUGAUAGCGAAGAAGAACUCGUAGGACAGUUUAAUUUCUUGGAAGAUCAAGGAACACGUAUCGUAAUCUAUAAUCUCUGGGAGGACGACGAAGGAUUACUAGAACUCGAUUUCGAGGCCGAUCAAAAUGACAUUCAAACUAGAGCUGGCAACAGAGAUGACAAGAAGUUAAUGACAAUAGCAAAUGACCACCCAAGCUCUAGGCGGUUUCUUACUUAUCGACACUCGUUGCGGAGCUAUGCGUCGAUUUUGUACCGUAGGAUUCCACCUGGUUUCUCGAUCAUCUUACGAGGAAAGGAAGUCGAAUAUCACGACAUAGUUGAUGAUUUGAUUCACCCUCAAAAGCAUGUUUACAAGCCGGUAGCUUGUGCAUCAUCCAAAGAUCCCAAUAUGUCUGCAGCUGUAACACUUGGAUUUAUUAAAGAUGCAGGACAUCAUAUUGAUGUUCAAGGGUUCAAUGUAUAUCAUAAGAACAGACUUAUUAGGCCGUUUUGGAGGCUGUGGAACGCCUCGGGAAGUGACGGUCGAGGAGUCAUAGGUGUUUUGGAAGCGAAUUUUGUCGAGCCGGCACACGAUAAACAGGGAUUUGAGCGCACAACUGCGCUUUCUAGACUCGAGGCUAGACUGAUACAUUUGCAGAAGACUUAUUGGUCUACAAAUUGCCACCUGAUUGGUUACGCUCAAAGGCGUCACUCAAAGAAGCCCGUUUCCCCCGAGAAAGAAGAAGCAUCACCGCCUAAUGCUGACGAUAAGUCGAACUCCACACAUAAUACAACGUCGGCCCCGAAAUGGAACGGCAAAAAGGGCCAAAAAUCAUCGCCUGUUGUUAGAGAGAGAAAUCGGUUUGAGGCACAGCCAGCUGUAAAUCAUAACACCUCGUCUUCUUCUUCUCCAUUACGAGUGGCGCCUGAAUCAAUGUUUCCACCACAAGAUGCUCAGCCUUCGAACAUGCUUGUCAAGAUAGAAGAUGUCAACAAAGCUGGACCUACACCACCGUUUUCUUCACUUACUGAAAUGGUUCUUAAGUUGAUGGACGAGAAUCGAAACUUGAGAAAUAGUUUGACGAAUGCAUUGCAUGAUUUGCAAAAUGAAGAGGACAAGAACACGGCGCUGAAAAACCAGCUUCAAGAUGCAACGGAUAUUAUGCAACAAAUGGAUCAAGAACAAGAAAAGUUUGUGACUUCUUUUGAAGAAGAAAGAAAUCGACGAGAACAAGCGCAACAACAUAUGCAAAGAAGAUUAAAGGAGGCUACUGAAACUAUUGAAGGAUUACUGAGAAAAGUGAAGAUGUUGGAGGCCGGUUUGCAUUGACACAGGGCCGGUUUUGACGACAGGCUCCACAUGCGAUUACUUAAAGACCCUAAUUUAAGAACGUCUCGAAUUUUAUUGCUAUUAAUUUAUAGUUAGAUAUAUUUAAUCAUCAUAUUCACCCUUGCGAUGCACGGAGGUGUGCGUAUAUUUCUAA